Messenger RNA from Entrophospora sp. SA101, 405 nucleotides. Lineage: Eukaryota; Fungi; Glomeromycota; Glomeromycetes; Entrophosporales; Entrophosporaceae. The record is from the annotation of a GenBank genome assembly.
AUGAAUCUUUUAAAAAAAUAUGAAAAUUUCAUUUUAGCUAAUGCAUCGCAAAUAAGUUCGAUUGAAAGUUCUUUAAGAACUUUAACUUAUGUUUUACCUGGUCGAUUUGCUGAUGCUGAAUUUGCUUCGGAAGCAUUUAAAAUACUUGAUCGUAAAGGUUAUCAAAGUUUUGCACCAACUUAUGAUUCAAGUGACUCAUUAAUGUGGGAAAAUGAUGUACAAUUGGAAAAGCAGAAAGGAGGCAAAUAUAUGAAAGGUAAAGCACCAAAGCACACUUAUUAUGAUAAGAAUGAUCCAGAAUUGAAUAUUUUACCUGAUAAUUGGAUAGAAAUCAUGGAUGAGGAUAAGGAGGACGAAGAAGAUAAUGAAUGGAAAGUAAAGAAAGACCUUAUAGAAAAAGUAUGA